Molecule: messenger RNA, 2361 nt
Organism: Hevea brasiliensis (rubber tree)
Lineage: Eukaryota; Viridiplantae; Streptophyta; Magnoliopsida; Malpighiales; Euphorbiaceae
Product: probable DNA helicase MCM9
Exons: 20
Coding region: 36-2039 (667 amino acids)
Biological process (GO): double-strand break repair via homologous recombination
Cellular component (GO): MCM complex; nucleus
Molecular function (GO): single-stranded DNA helicase activity; single-stranded DNA binding; ATP hydrolysis activity
Source: RefSeq, a predicted model, not a curated record
UCUCUCUCUCUCUCUCUCUCUCUCUGUGCAAUGCCAUGGAUUCAAACGAACCUGAUCAAGUGAAACCUUUAGCGGAAUUUCUAAUUCGCCGCCACUCUGAGCAGCUCCGUUCCAUUGUUUUGUCUUCUGACCCUAAGCUUCACUACCCUCUUUAUAUUGAUUUUGCAGAGCUAAUGGACGAAAAUCCCCAACUUGCCCAUCUCGUAUUCUCCCAACCAACUGAGUACUUGCGGCAUUUCGACCAAGCUGCUUUGUGGGCUCACAAAAUUGUGCUGGAGAAUUUGAAUUUUGGGGAGAAGGGGAUUCAGAAGAAAUUUAUUCAUGUUCGUAUUAAUGUGUGUGGAUCUCCACUUGAAUGCCCUGAGACCUUUCCAAGCAUAGGACGUGUGAGGGUGAAGCACCGAGGGAUUCUUCUGACUCUAAAAGGAACUGUGAUCAGAUCUGGCACAAUAAAGAUGUAUGAAGGGGAGAGGAUGUAUAGGUGUCGGAAAUGCAAGCACGAGUUCCCGGUUUAUCCUGAGCUUGAGAGUAGAAACUCCAUAACACUACCAUCAUUUUGCCCCUCUAUGAGGUCUAAGCCUUGUGAAGGCACAAGGUUUGAUUGUGUAGAUGAAACUGUAAUACGCCAUGAUUAUCAGGAAAUCAAAAUACAAGAAAGUACACAGGCAUUGGGUGUUGGGGUUAUACCUCGCUCAAUUCCUGUCAUCCUAAAGGAUGAUCUUGUUGACAUUGUUAAAGCUGGAGAUGAUGUCAUUGUUUCUGGGAUUUUGACUGCAAAGUGGUCUCCUGAUUUGAAAGACGUCCGCUGCAACCUUGAUCCUGUAUUAGUUGCUAAUCAUGUGAGGAGAACUAAUGCGCUGAAAUCUGACAUUAAUAUCCCCAAUGAUGUUAUCAUGAAAUUCAAUCAGUUUUGGUCAGAAUUCAAAGAUACUCCUUUAAAAGGUAAAGAUGGGAGAAAUGCCAUUCUGCUAGGUAUUUGCCCACAGAUUUUUGGACUUUUCACUGUGAAACUUGCAGUUGCAUUAACACUCAUUGGAGGUGUGCAACAUGUUGAUGCCUCUGGUACCAAAAUUCGAGGGGAGUCUCACUUACUUCUGGUUGGUGAUCCAGGUACCGGCAAGUCUCAAUUCUUAAAAUUUGCUGCAAAAUUAAGCAACCGAUCUGUCAUCACUACUGGGUUGGGGAGCACUAGUGCUGGAUUAACAGUUACUGCUGUGAAGGAUGGAGGAGAAUGGAUGUUAGAAGCUGGGGCCCUUGUUCUUGCUGACGGUGGCCUUUGUUGCAUUGAUGAAUUUGAUAGUAUGAGAGAACACGACAGGGCAACAAUACAUGAAGCAAUGGAGCAGCAAACCAUAAGUGUUGCCAAGGCUGGUCUUGUAACAACUCUCAGUACUAGGACAAUUGUCUUUGGUGCAACAAAUCCCAAAGGACAAUAUGAUCCAGAUCAAACUCUAUCUGUCAAUACUGCGCUCUCGGGUCCAUUAUUAAGCAGAUUUGAUAUAGUUCUGGUUCUCUUGGAUACAAAGAAUCCUGAAUGGGAUGCAGUUGUGUCAUCUCACAUUCUUGCUGAGGAAGAAUCAGACAAAGGCGAUCACAAUGAUGAUUUAGCAAACAUUUGGACAUUAGCUAUGCUUCGUAGGUAUAUUCAUUUCGUUAAAGGGUACUUCAGACCAGUACUCACAAAGGAGGCUGAAAAGGUUAUCUCAAGUUAUUAUCAACUUCAAAGAAGAUCUGGGACUGAUAAUGCAGCAAGGACAACUGUUCGCAUGCUGGAAAGUUUGAUACGCCUUGCUCAAGCACAUGCAAGACUUAUGUUCAGAAAUGAGGUCAGUAGGUUAGAUGCUAUCAUGGCAAUUUUAUGCAUUGAAUCAUCCAUGACGACUUCAGCCAUUGUGGACAGCGUUGGGAAUGCCCUGCACUCCAAUUUCACAGAAAACCCUGAUCAGGAAUAUACCAAGCAAGAAAGGCUCAUCCUUGAAAAGCUGAAAUCGAUUGAUGAAUUUUCUGACAUGCACAGCAUAGAAGAAUUGUCCAGAUGAGAAGACAGAAAGCAAAAGCAUCUCAGCGAAUAGAAUUAAAAGAUUAUCAGGCAGUUCAUGACCGCGAGUAUAUAUCCACAAUCUGUACCACUUUGUUAUUGAAAAGAAAAAUCCCGAGUUACUACCAUUUUUCUUUCUCUAGCUUACACAACUAUCAUGCCGAUUGAGUAUUAUCUACUGGCAAUGAAUUUGUUACAUUUGAUAUCAUGUACAGUAUAAAUAUUGAUUUUAAUAUUUAGUUCAGCAGGCAUUGUAUUUGUAGUUUCACAUGGUUUAUGUACAAAGCUACCUUGGAUAUAUACGUCUUAUGUUUUCUCUGUCU